Molecule: messenger RNA, 6689 nt
Organism: Ficedula albicollis (Collared flycatcher)
Lineage: Eukaryota; Metazoa; Chordata; Aves; Passeriformes; Muscicapidae
Gene: WIPF1
Product: WAS/WASL interacting protein family member 1
Exons: 10
Coding region: 370-1296 (308 amino acids)
Molecular function (GO): actin binding
Source: RefSeq, a predicted model, not a curated record
CUAUGCAGAAAUGUCAGUGGUUCAACAUUAGAUCAGAAAUGUCUUUAACACGUUGUGAGGGACAGUUAGUUGUUUCAUCUGCUGUUAAAACGCAAGCAAAGCGAGUCUAGCAAGGUGCGGUGGGGAAGUGUGUGUCACAUGCUCCUCUACAGGAAACGAGACUGGAGCUGCUGGGGAAGUUCAGAACUGGGUGACCUCCAACGGAUUCAAAUAGUACAGGAUUGCGCAACCUGGGAAAUGUUACUGCAAUUUAAUUAACUUCAGAAAGUGUAUUCUGGACUGAAUUGGCCAGACCUCCUAUUCUAUGCAAGCAUCUCCUGCUGGUGACCAGGUUUCUUAGCUAGAGCAGACAGAGCUCAGCCUUCCACCAUGCCUGUGCCUCCCCCUCCAGCUCCCCCUCCACCCCCAACACUGGCCUUGGCAAAUACUGAAAAGCCAUCCCUAAGCAAGUCAGAACAAGCAGGGCGAAAUGCUCUAUUAUCUGAUAUUACCAAAGGAAAAAAGCUCAAGAAGACUGUUACUAAUGACAGAAGUGCUCCAAUUCUGGACAAGCCCAAAGGAUCUGCAGGAGGAGGUGGCGGCGGCUUUGGAGGAGGUGGCGGUGGCAGCAGCGGGGGUUUUGGUGGUGGCAGCGGCGGCGGCUUCGGUGGCGGUGGGCCACCUGGCCUUGGAGGCCUUUUUCAAGCAGGAAUGCCAAAGCUCAGAUGUACUGCAAGUCGAGAUGCUGACGCCGGGGGAGGCCGGCCGCCCGUCCUGCCGCCCGGAGGCCGCUCCCCCUGGAGAGCAGGGAAGUGGGUACUGAGGGCCCUAAACCAGCCCAUUUUGUUAGUGGGAGGCCUUGGGAUGCCAGCAGUGGCUUUCCCCGAUGUGAACUUUAACAGCGUUUGUGUGCUUGCCUCUUGCCUUGCUCUAGGCCCGCUCCCGCCACCUCCUCCCAUAAGCAGGAAUGGAAGCACCUCCAGGGCUUUGCCCAGCACUCCGCAGCUGCCUUCCCGGGCGGGGCUGGACAGCCAGAGAGCUGGAGCACGGCCCCCGCUUCCGCCGGACCGGCCGGGCUCGGCAGCGCCGCCGCCGCCGCCGCCGCCCUCAGCGGCGGUCAGAAACGGCUUCCAGGAGCCCGGGGACGAUGAAUGGGAAAGCAGAUUUUCUUUUCAUCCAAUAUCUGAUUUGCCACCUCCAGAGCCAUAUGUACCCACGAACAGAAGUUAUCCCAGUAAACUAGCAAGAAAUGACAGUAGAGGUGGGUCUGUCCGAAAAGAAAGAGGUGCCCCCCCGCUCCCACCUAUACCAAGGUGAAAUGGGUUCUGGCCCAUUUCUGGGUGACAUCUGUUCUCAAGGCUCCCUCGAGUCAGCUCUCCUGUCCACACGACUGGAAAGUUGUCUGUCUUCAGUCUCUAUUACAGGAGUAAUAGAUGUGGCUUAUGGACUAUAGUUGCUCAAAGCUCUGAAUUUUAUUCGCUUAAACUGCAGGCAUUUUGUGGACCCUACAGAACAUAAGUGCAUCAUGCUUACUGUGUCCAGCCUUGUCCCCUGGAGAGCUCCGUGGGAGGUCUGGCUUUGAAUCUGAUAGAGCUUGAACAAAGCUGUUUCGUUCACUUUGGGUGCAGUAGCUGUAUUAUUUUAAUGAUGAAAUAUUUGAUGUUUAAAAAAAAACAGUUGCUGGGUAAAAAGUGUAGCCAAGAGUCCCCUGGAUGCUUCUUUGCAUGCCUAAUUAAGCCUAUCUGCUUCUGCAAGCCAUAGACCUAGUACAUGGUGACAAAGAGUUCAUCUUUAACUUUUUCACUUCAGCUUAGUCAAGCAAAUCUUUAACAAUGCACAGCACAUCCUGCCUCAAGGAUGGAGUGUCUCUGGCCUUGUUUUUAUCUGCAGAGAAUCUUCCAAAGAAAAGCACAAGUGAAGAAUUCAUCAGCAUAAAAACAUAUCUAUUUUUUAUCCCUCUUUCAUAUUUUUUUAAUAGUUUUAUAUGCUCUGUGACCUAAUUCUCACCUACUCUUAUGCGGACCAACCCACAUCAUGUCAUCUGUGCCCUGGAUUGCUGUAAUGCCCUCUGCCUGACACUGCAUGCACAGAGUCCUCAGAAGGAAGUCUGAGUGCCAACGCAGCAAUUACUGUAGUUGCAGGCUCCUCCCGUAAAGCAUCACUAAUGCCAGUGCUCCACAGACUGCUUUCCAGUUGUUUCUUUGGUACAACUAAAUGAUGGAGUUUGACUUAAAAAGCUCCUUGGCACUUAGGUCACAAGUCUCAGAGAGCUUGUGUUUGACUUCCAUUAUGGUAGAGCUGAGGUCAAAACUGUUCCUCAGUGAGAGCCCUUUGAUGUUGUGAGGGGGGUCCGGGGUUUGUACAUUCAAGUGGGAACAUCCAAAAUUUGCUGUCUGCUCUGGUUCAAGAGAAAUGGAAAGAUUUGGUCUUCUCAAUUGGCCAUGAAGCCUGUCCUUUCAAACUUUGCUGAAAGGAGUCUCUACAGAGAGCUGCACUGAUAGAAGAAAGAGUCAAGUAUUCUACCAUUGAGGCAAGUGAUUAAUAUGUUGAAUGGCUUUUGAAUUUUGUGUAUGAGAAAAGAACUCAUUGUAUGAGUGAAUUUUACAAGUGGAUCUAAGUGCGUAUAAAAUGCCUUUGGAAAUUAGGGGAAUAUUAUAAUUUUGGAUUUGAAAUAUUGGUGAAUGAUAGCUCUUUGUUAAUUGGACCUCUGAAGUUUAGCUCUGAAAAAUGUCCCCUCAGUCUCAUCAGCAGUACGUUUCUUCAGCAUGUUCCUUGGGAUCCCUACCAAGCCUGUGUCAGCAGCUGUGCUUCACAGGUUGUUGCUCAAAAAAACUCAAAAUUAAACAUAGAAAUUAGUCAUGUAGGUUAAGAAAAUGUUUCUCUAGCAUGGGAGACAUGAUCCUAAGUACACUCUGCGGCUAGAAUGAGGUCAGUCUUUGAAAGAAUUCCUGGGGAAUUUAGCCAAAGAGAGUCUGGACCCUGCUGAAAUAUCAGUGCAUGGGGCUUUUUGCUCUGUGAGUGGGAAGGGGCAGAUCUGCUUUCUGCCUGGUAGCAUGGACAUCACAUUGAAGGGGGUGAGACUAGAGUCGGACUUGGCCAGAUCAAAUUUAAUUUGGUCUUUUUCAGUGUUUGUUUACAAAAUCUUGUUAGCUGUGAUAGCGUUUGAUUCUGUACCUGUUUUUUUUGUAUCUAAUGACCUAUUUUAAGUUACUGUUUAUGGUCUCGAACCUGCAAUUAAAUGCGCAGGCGCAGGGAUGGAUCCACAUCCAGUUGCAGGAUCCUGGCUGUAAGAGUUUCUUAAACAGAUACUGGUGGGACCUCCAUGUGACAGGUGCGCCUUGGGAUCAAACCUGGCACAAUGCUGAAUUUGUAUGUGUAUUUUAUGGAUGUCACUUAAAGUGCCUGUCUCUUUGGGAUAUUAUUUUGUGAAUAGAAGUCCAAAUAAGAUUUUUAGGAUAGUAACUUAAAGGAUAAAUUAUUGUAUUCAUAUUUUAAAACUGCAGCACUUAAUACCUUUCUAAGGAACAAUAUUUUGAAUUUAAGAAUACAGUAUUUUCAGUACCUUGACCUGCCAAAUCCUUGUUAAUAUCCAAAUAGCUAUGCAGCCAAAAAAAAAAACCCAACCCUCCAGAAAUAUCUUGUUUAUAACUUACCUGCUUCCGAUAUGAUUGUUUUACUUUGCUAAGUCAAUGAAAAUGCUGCCCAAUGUUCUGCCAAUUCUCUGUAUCAUUCAAAAUAUCUUGUAUUUGAUCAUUCCAGCAAGGUUUUCUGAUCAAAAAUCUGGACCACUACCAAAGACUUGGAAAACCAGCUUCAGUUUCACUUUAAAAUGUGCUGUGUAAAAGGCCCCAGUUAACAAGCCAAGAAUCCUGAGCUGCUUAGGUUUUAGCAAUUCUUUUUUAUUCUAGAAACCUCUUCAGAAUAGACAUACAUUUGGCAUACGUGUAAAAUUGCUUAAUACUGCAGAAAGGGGCAUUUUUUUUCACAUAACAACAGCGUUUCCAUUUUUAUAUGUUUUGCUGUAAAAAUCCCUAGAUAUAUUCCAGAACAAUGCAGCAUUUUAUCAUUCAAUAUAUUGCUUCAUGUAGCAGUAGCUAUAUACAGUAUGAUCAGUAUUAAAGUAUUUAUUUCACUAUGAAGUGUUAAAAAAGAAUAAUACAAAACAGGUUGAAUCAAUGGUGCCUUAUGACUUUUACAGUCAACUUUUCUGUGUCUCAAUAGAAGAAUUAAUAGACAUUGCUCUUCCAGGUCCUGACUGAAUAGUGCCGACAGUAGCAUUCUUCAGUGUUUGAGCCAAGCCCUAUUGUUGUGUGCUCAAGCUCCUAACUCCAGGUGGAGCUCAGCGUGUGGAGAGGCCACUGGGUCAGUGUGUAGAUGAGGUGUAUGUGGGCACUGGUUGGCUUCACAAUCAAUUGCUGGUAUUGCUCUCAAAUUUAGACCUGUCCCAAAACCAGUGUCUGACGCUGCUGUCCACACAGCCCAGCUGACUUCAUUGUGGUUGCAUAGGUUACAGAACUACAUUUGAUUCACUGCUUGCAUAUUAGAUUUGCUGGGUUUGUUUCAAUGGCAUUGUAUUAUAAACCCUCACACCUCAACUUGUCUUCUUAUGUUAUCACUGAGGCUCGCACUGUGUGACAACAGCCACGGAUGUUCAUUUUUGUUUAAUUCAACUCCAUAAAUAAAAUGACAAUAAAUUUUGUACCAUGUAAAAAUAAUUUCCCUGUAUUUUUGGAAGAAAAGCAUAUGUUAUGUUUGUUAUGACUUUCUGCACCAGCCAUUGGGAGAAGAGGUCACAGUGAUGAAUGUUCAGAGUUGUUAAAGGAAACUCAGCUUGUUUCAGGAAGUGUAUAUUUCUGUAAAUGAAAUAAAUAACAUCUCAAAGUUCUUGUUUAAAAGCCAGCAUUUCCCAACACUAAAAGAAUCAUAAGGUUUUGUUUUUUUCUGCAAGACAGCACUGUGAAAGAAGUUCCUUAUAUUGUCACUUUAAAAACUGGGUGGUAGUUUCUCCUUGCAGCAUCAACUGUUUGCAUGGCACUUGUAGAAGUAGAUCUGUCUUGGAAUGGAGGAUGGGGGGAGCUAAACUGCUAUCAUGCAUCACAUGUAUUGUAACAAUCAAACAACAAUCUUCUGUACAGAAGUAUGGAAAUUGAAAGGGUACUUUUUGUCUUGGAGGUAAAGAAUGGAGUUGAGUGAUCAAACUGAGAUUAUUUCAAGCAGAAUAUCCAAUGUUGAGAGACCUAGAGAGGGCCUUUUGGCCACAGGACACUGGAACAGAGAAGAUUGCUCAAGGAAGUUAAAACCAAUUGGCUGAAUGUUGUUACUAGUACUGAAGUAAAAAUUAUGGUAUAAAAUGUGCAUUUUGUAGUUCCACAUUGCAGUGGUGUGAACACCUUUGUCUUGUGGGUGCAAACAACCUGCUACAGCGGUACAUUGACUCCAUGUAACACAGAUUGUGUGAGCUUUAAUCUUUCAAACAGUAUUUACCAGAAAAUAAUGAGAAUCUCUUACCUAAGAUACCCAGGAGCACUUUAAGUGCAAAUUAAUGGAAUGGUUAUUCAUGUGCAUUGGAAGAAAAUAGGUAUCUUGUAGCCUCUAAGAUGGAUGUGUUUGGACGAUUCAGUUAAAAUCUAAACUAAAGCAUUGGCAAAGAGGGGAGUACUGGAAUGACUCAGGCAGAAGCAGGGCAUGUGUGUAUGGUCUCAGUGAGUAUGCAGCAGGUAGGUAUGCAGAUUAAAAAAGCAAAAAUGGAAACCACAUGUCUUAAGGGAGUAACUUUUUUAUGUAUGUUACCAUUUUGAAAUACAGUUUGUCUAUGGUAAAUACUGCUUAGUGUAAACUAAUGCAUGCAGAGGAAGACAUGUAAAUUUGGACUUCCAAAGGCACACGAGAGAGGGAAACAUAAAACAGGCUGAGCAGAAAGUAACAUUUCUAUCAGAUGCUUAAAGUUUGAGCUUUUUAUAAAGUAUUAAUCUAGUUCUGUGAAUUUUUUUGCUUAACAUUUAUUUUUUAAGUGAUUUUGUUCUCCUUAUUUUUCUGUCCUAUACCAAAUAAAUUUUACUUUUAUUUAAUUGGUGGUGCAGACUGUUACAUUGAGAUCAAUCACAGCUACUUCUUCGACAAAAGCACAUGUUGGCUUUAGCAGGAGCAGAGCAGUGAGCCUGGCAGGAGCUGGGGUGAGCUGUUCCCCUCCUCUCCUGUCUGCCAUUGGACAGCAGCACAGCAGUAAUGCUCAGAGGACUUCUGUCCUACAUACAAUGAAGGACACCUGUAGAUAAGGAGAAAUAAUGAGUUUACUUUAGGAUAAAGAAUGAUUGAAAACCAGUGUUUUAUGAUGCUGUACUUGCAGGUGGCUGUUGGGUGAGUUGUGGCCAUUGGCUCUUGGAAGGGCAGGCUAGGCACUUGCCAGGGGAAAAUGACGUGGAAAAUCACUGUAGUUAAGUGUAGAUUUUUUGUUGUUAUUGUCGUGUCUCCACUCACAAAGCUGCCAGGGAAGAAGAAACAAAUGAAACCCUCCUUUUGACUUUGGAGCCCUGUUCUUUAUCAUAGGUGCUAAGCUUUUCAGAUAAUUUGGACCAGGUUCAUCAAAGAAAGACCCUUUUAUAAAAGUCCACAGGAGGUUCAAAUUCAGGCUGCACUUCCAGCUUCUCCUCAGAAGUUAGAAGAGUCAUUUAAAAAGCUAAAAAGCUCUGUACUAUAACUCAACUAUCUUA